AUGGGGCUGAGGCGGAGCCUUCAGAGUUGGGGCGCUUUGCUCAGCUUCCUGGCCAGCAUCCUCACGGUGCUCUCCACUGCCACCAACUACUGGACCCGCCACCACGGGGGCCACAGUGGCCUGUGGCAGGAGUGUAAUCACGGCAUCUGCUCCAACAUGCCCUGCCAAACCACGCUGGCCGUGACCGGGGCGUGCAUGGUGCUGGCGGCGGGCUUCGGCAUCCUGGGCCUGGUGAUGGGGCUGCGGAUCCAGUGCCACCAGGGCGAGUCGCUGCGGGGCCAGAGUACGAGCGCCCUCCACUUCCUCUGCGGGCUGCUGCUGCUGAUCGCCUUGGCAGGCUACACGGUGAAGAAUACGUGGAACCGCGACGUCUUCUUCUCCUGGUCCUAUUUUUCCGGGUGGCUGGCUUUACCCUUCUCAAUUCUCGCGGGCUUAUGCUUUCUGCUGGCAGACAUGAUCGUGCAGAGCACCGACGCCAUCAGUGGAUUCCCCGUGUGCCUGUGA
This is a messenger RNA of Propithecus coquereli (Coquerel's sifaka), 504 nucleotides long. It is a transcript of the gene CLDND2, whose product is annotated as claudin domain containing 2. Gene Ontology annotation, cellular component: plasma membrane. NCBI's taxonomy places the organism in Eukaryota, Metazoa, Chordata, Mammalia, Primates, Indriidae. The transcript is spliced from 4 exons. Bases 1 to 504 code for a protein of 167 amino acids. The record is from RefSeq and is a predicted model, not a curated record.